This is a messenger RNA of Funneliformis caledonium, 150 nucleotides long. NCBI's taxonomy places the organism in Eukaryota, Fungi, Glomeromycota, Glomeromycetes, Glomerales, Glomeraceae. The record is from the annotation of a GenBank genome assembly.
UUAUCAAGUAAUGGAACAAAAUGGUGUUUAGUACCUGAUGUUUGUUGGAAGUGUCAGUUAGUUUCACGUUUAACAUCAUCAGCUGAGAAUCAUACAUCUUGGCUUGAUCAUCAUGAAAAUUAUUACAUCUGCGUUGGAGAGCUGCUUUAA